Oryzias latipes (Japanese medaka) is the source of this 2555-nucleotide messenger RNA. It is a transcript of the gene camkk1b, whose product is annotated as calcium/calmodulin-dependent protein kinase kinase 1, alpha b. Gene Ontology annotation, biological process: CAMKK-AMPK signaling cascade; protein phosphorylation. Gene Ontology annotation, molecular function: ATP binding; protein serine/threonine kinase activity. Lineage: Eukaryota; Metazoa; Chordata; Actinopteri; Beloniformes; Adrianichthyidae. The record is from RefSeq and is a predicted model, not a curated record.
UACUUAAACAUCAAGUAUCCAUGUUUAACUAAAAGCUGAGAAACUGCAGGAAAAACAGAAGGAGCUGCAGAUUUUGGUGGUUUGGGUGCAGCUUUGUCCCCCUGGGAGUUUGUCAGUAGUGGUUCUCAGUCAGCCAUCCUCAGAAUAACCCUGCCUUGUCUAUAUGCAGCCUGAGUUAAUCCCUAAGUCGCACACUGCUGAUGUCUCUGGCUGCUUGUCCAUGAACGUCCUGCACACAGAGAGGAGCUGCACUUUCUGACACCAUGCAUGUUUCUCACUGCAGCCUCAAAGACAGGUCCCCUCAAGAAACACAUUGAUGCAGGCUGAAUCCACUCCAUUCGUGUGUCUGUGAACAACAAGUGGCCGCGCUCAUGAGCACUGACACCGUCUUCUCGGCAGAGCUGGACUCUGAUCAAAACGGCGAGCUGGCUGAUAUGGUUGCCUCCAUGAACAUGGCAUCCAACCGCAUGACCCCACCCAACGGCUACAGGUCAGGGGCCCCGAGGUCGGCCAUCGGCAACCGAGCUUGCCUCUCUGACAGGAAGAUGUCUCUGCAGGAGAGAGGGAACCGCAUGGCUCGACAGCCAACCAUCGAGACCAAACGAGUGUCCAUUACCGACGCUGACGACUGUGUCCAGAUGAACCAGUAUAAACUAAAGAAAGAGAUUGGGAAGGGUUCAUAUGGAGUGGUGAAGCUAGCUUAUGACGAGGGCUCUGAACAGUACUAUGCAAUGAAGGUGGUGUCAAAGAAGAAGCUAAUGAGACAGUGUGGAUUCCUGCGCCGUCUGCCUCCCGCCAACCUGCAGCAGGAUGGAUACCCCAAAGGGAUGUUGCCCCUGGACAAGAUCUACAGGGAGAUCGCCAUCCUCAAGAAGUUGGAUCAUCACAAUGUUGUCAACCUAGUGGAGGUGCUUGAUGACCCUGAUGAAGAUGGACUUCACAUGGCCUUCGAGUUGAUGACAAGGGGGCCAGUGAUGGAGAUCCCAACAGACGAACCCUUAAAGGAAGGGCAGGCUCGCUUUUACUUCAGAGAUUUGGUCCUGGGAAUAGAGUACUUGCAUUACCAUAAGAUCAUCCACAGAGACAUCAAACCUUCCAACCUGCUACUGGGGGACGACGGUCACCUCAAAAUUGCAGACUUUGGUGUUAGUAAUGAAUUUGAGGGGACGGAUGACCUCCUCUCCACCACAGCAGGAACGCCGGCCUUCAUGGCCCCUGAGACAAUGACUGAGCACUUUCAAUUCUUUAGCGGAAAGGCUUUAGAUGUGUGGGCGAUGGGAGUGACACUGUACUGUUUUGUUUUUGGGAAGUGUCCUUUUUAUGAUGAGUACAUAGUUUCUUUGCACAACAAGAUCAAGAACAAACCUGUGGAGUUUCCAGAAAAACCAGAAAUAAGUGAUGAACUUAAGCAUCUUAUUGAAAGGAUGCUGGAUAAAAACCCUGCUACACGAAUCACUGUUCCUGAAAUAAAGCUCCACCCGUGGGUUACAGAGAACUCCUUAAAUCCUCUGCCCCUGGAAGAGGAGCACUGUAAGGCAGUGGAAGUGACGGAAGAGGACGUGCAAAACAGCGUCAAACUCAUCCCCAGCCUCUCCGCGGUGAUUCUUGUGAAGGCCAUGCUGAGGAAACGGUCAUUCAGUAAUCCCUUUGAGUGUCAUGCCAGGCGGGCCGAAAGGUCCAUGUCUGCCCCUGGAGGUCUUCUUACAGGUUCUUGGGGCUUACUGGGGUCUUCGCCUCUGCCUCAUCCUUCCUUGAGGAAAGUCAGCAGAGAGGGGAGCCGAGAAGGAGAGUUGGAGGACUUGUAUGAAGAUGAGUCAUGUCCAGAGAAUGCAGAAUAAACGGAUGCAUGUAAAGCUGCAGGGAACGUGCAGAGAGGCGUGUUCUGUGUCAUUCUUAAUGUCCUUUUGCCUCCUUAUUUAUUUGCUUUGUGCUUAUUCUGUUGUGAUUUUUCACUUUUGUGCAGAAGAUUUAUAAAUUAAAAUUAUAGAUGUGUUGUAUUUUGACAAGAAACGGCAUUAGAGACUUAGGCAAGAGCUCAUCCUGUCACUUCGCUUGUUUACUGUUCUGUUAACAAGCUGUUAAGACUGAAAAUUAAGGUGGAACUCAGUGCAAAUGUAAAUAUUCUCAAAAAAUAAGACAUUUUUACAUUUUCCUACGCAGUUGACAGUAAUAAAAGGUCUAAUAUUGAUCCAGACUGUUUUGUGGUUUCGCGUUACACCAAACUACAGCAUGAAUAAUAGUUGGUGGUGUUUGACACUAGAUGGCAGUAUUGUGCAUUUUUUAAAGCAAAUUUUAUUCACCUUUUAUUUGACCGUUCCAUGUUUAAAAAUGAUGAAAUUUAUAUUUUACUAACGUUUUAAGAGUUAAAAUGUAUUUAAUAGUUUAGUUUAAUUCUGUGAUACAUUCUGAUUUUGCUGAAUACAUGUGCUGUAACUUCUUAACCAGAAGAGGACAGUAGUGUUGCAAGCCAAGAUCUGAACAAGCAAAAAUCAAUUAUGAUGUUGUGAUGUUUUUUUUUAUUUUUUAUUUUUAAAUAAAAUAGAAUUAUAACAGCA